This is a messenger RNA of Brienomyrus brachyistius, 3380 nucleotides long. Its product is annotated as cysteine/serine-rich nuclear protein 2-like. Gene Ontology annotation, cellular component: nucleus. The record is from RefSeq and is a predicted model, not a curated record. Lineage: Eukaryota; Metazoa; Chordata; Actinopteri; Osteoglossiformes; Mormyridae. Gene Ontology annotation, biological process: regulation of transcription by RNA polymerase II. Bases 1134 to 2252 code for a protein of 372 amino acids. The transcript has 4 exons. Gene Ontology annotation, molecular function: sequence-specific DNA binding; DNA-binding transcription factor activity, RNA polymerase II-specific.
UAGUGGCUUGCCCUGCCCUGCCCCCACCACCUCGGACGACGACGUCUUCAGCAGUGACAGCGCCGACAGCUGCGACAGCCUCCACCCGCCCUCUGCCCCCUCCCUCACUCGUAAGUGCUGUGCAGAGGGCAGCUGUCACUUAGGUAGGGGGGAAUAGUUUAUUCUGUCAACAAAGCAACAGGCCUAUGUUUAAUUACAGCAAAACCUAACCACAAUCAGUCACAGAGGACCUCUAAGCUAACACCGAUUUCAUAUUUAACUGUACGAGUUUCUAGCCUUGUUAAAAGUGAGCUUGUUCUGUGAGAAGACAGGAAGACUCCACUAGAAGCAGGCAUAGCCUCUGGGCACAUUAUUGAUCAUAUUAAGGCUGUUUGCUCUAACCCUUUAUAAUGGUGCCCUUGUCCCCUUGUAGCGGUUGGCAGCACAAAUCCUACGUUUCAGACCGAUGAUGGAGACUCUCACUAAUGUUUGCACGCCGUCUCACUAAUGUUUGUACGCUGUUUGUUAGGAGUCGGGAUAAACUCCUUGUCAGUGUUCAGCCAAAGUGUUUUUCGGGUGCCAAAUGUCAUAUGGAAUUAAAUAUGUAAAUAAAAAUGAUUUAUAUUUUUUCCCCCAAGGCAAAUGUCAAAUAGUUUAGUUUAGACCUUGCAGCACAGUGCGUUAGUGUAUCUGUCAACAUCUGCUGAACAUUUCUUAUCUUUUAUUUUCCAUCUUUCUCUUUAUAUGCAAGUGUUUAGUUAAUGAUGCGUGUUGACUGCCAUACAGCUGGUUGUUUCUUCCAGGUCGUUCAGGUUUAGCGCCUAGAACGAAGCUCUUGCUGCAGAUAUUCUCGUGAACAGAGAAUCUUCAGCCCUAAGUCCUUAACCUGUACACCGGUUGCUGUUUUCUAUUUAUGCACAUCCAUCGAGUAACAUCCAGUUGUACUUACUCCUGAGGUCCUAUAAGAGCCUUAAUAAAAUCGAACGAGAGACGUCCGAAGCAGAUGCAGUAAACGUGACUGGACGUAUUUCAGCAGGUGUGCAGCAUGCACUGCUUCUAUCCUCCGGCAACACAGGCUGCCUCCCAGCCGGAAGAGCGUUCGCUUCGACGCAGUCACCGUGUACUACUUCUCCAGGCGUCGGGGUGUCACCAGCAUGCCCGGCCAAGGCAGUCGCCGUCUAAGCAUGGCUCCUCGCCACAGUGCCGUCCGCCACUACACACUGGGCGAGAUCACUUGUGAGCGGGACGACGUGCACCGGCGUCUGCUGCGCCCUCGACUGCGGCAAGGGAAGCUCCGUGCGUGCAGGAAGAAGCUGAUGCGGAGCAGUGCUGAGGUCGAGCCCUUGACUGAAGUCGUAUCCAGGACGGACGUGGGUAGGGGGGCCGCGGAAGCAGAUGAGCACUUCCUCCUGCGGGCUGGGUCCAGUGUGUGGUCACGUGAUGACUGCGGCUGCAGCCAGACGGCUGCCGCAUGCCAGCUGAGACAGACAUCUUUCCCCUGCUGGAAUUCAUGUGACGGCUAUGCAAGCGGCCCCCUCUUUGCACAUUCCCACUGCCCUCAGUCCUCCAUGAAGAAAGGGCAGCUGAGCGUGGGCAUGGGAGGGGGCUGUGAGGAGCUCAGUGUACCGCCUGCCCGCUGUCGUGCAUCUGCUACCGAAGGAGGCCUGCAGUCCCACCUUGUGCCUAUAGGGGGCACAGAGGAAGGGGUCACGGUGGCGGAUCACGAGGUCCAGCGGGACACCCUGGCGCUGGAGAACAAAACAGCAGUUCUGCACCUUCAAAGCGCUGAGGAGCUGGAAAGGAAGAGGGAGCAGGAGGAGGAUGAGAGCAGCAGCGUCAACCAAAGACUAUGCGUGGAAACCCAGCCCCUCAUGGAUGGGCAGGAGGACCAGGGAGUGGGACCAGUUGACAUCCAGGAGGGUUUUCCACCCGAUGCCUCUGUACUCUGCUUUACGGAGACUCAGGCGUGUGCCUCAGCUUUCCUGAAUGAAUCCCCCACUAUGGUCUACUACCAAAUAGGCAUUAAGGAGCCAUCUGCUUUGGUGGUCUCUGACCUCCAUGUAGAAGAGCGUAAUGAACAGGAAGUGGUGGGCAAGGCUGUUGAUGGAGAUGGUUGGGGACAGGUGAGCCUCCCACAGGAUUUUAAUGGGAGUCCCAGGCUCCCGCUUUUGGGAGGCGACCUGGGAAGUGAGAACACCCCCCCUCUCCACCCAGUGUUCUUUCAAGAGUUGGAAAGUUUACCUCCAGAAAAUGUGAUGCAUUCAGAGGCUUAGGGGCCUGACAUUUUGCAUUGUUUUGCACAGUAACCCAAUAAAGCUGGUUGCCAACCUUAGUUAUAAUAAUUGCUGAUUUUAAGAGGGUUUUAAUGGGUAGGAACAAAUCAACAGAGGGAUUAUCGUAUUUAAAAUAGAUUCACUGUCUUUUGGUGUCCUUGACAGUGGAGAAUGAUUUAGAGUCAUUUGGUUCUCAAACUGAGGUCACGCUUGUUGAGAUAUCUGAGCUAAAUCAAUCAUUGGGGGCUGGUUCAGAUUAAUUUAGGGCUUCAGCCCCAAAUGCGGCAACUUAGUAAAGCCUCUGUUCGAUAUUCAUAAGCACAGUGACUUCUGUAGAUUCCUCAGAGGAGCCAUCGGUCUUACCUCACGUUGUGAUAUAAAGCCCGGUCCACGUAACAGCAUGGCGAAUUUAUUGUGUGACAACACAGUAUUGAAAAGUGUCAAUUUUGAGACUGAAAAGAGGUGUGUGCAGUUUGCAAUCUUCUGACAAGCUCUGAUAUACAUAUAAAUCCUGGGAAUACUUGCUGAUUUUUUCCACGUACUAUGCGAUGUUGGCAUGGUAAAGAUACUAAAAGAAUGUCCUUGUUUACUCAAUAUAUUUUAGUGUUUGUGACUGCUAAUCCCACAUAAUUAUGUACAGAAUUCCCCAAAAAAGGACUUUGCCACAGUUACUCCGUCACAGUUGAAAAAUUCACAACUUAACAAUCCAUGUUACCUAAAUGCACAGUGAUGUCCAUUAUUUCAUGCAAUGCUUAAGAACAAAAUUAUUUGGUUAAGUUAAAUUCUAUCUCAGACAAAAGGUUGGUAAUAUGAAUUGUGCAAUUUUAAGUAACAUUCUUGACAUGAUGAUACGAAAUUCAAAAGAGGUUUAUGAGACGAGGCGGAUUUAAGAGUGAUAUUUAUGUGCAGUUACUAGACUAAAGAAAACAGUGAAGUUUGAAGCUUACAAUAACCUUAUUUAUUUAUGAUUAAAAAUUGUGUCCACACUGUGUUUGUUCUGAUUCAUUGUGCUUAAAAAGGAAAGUCUACUUUGCCUUCUGGACUUCUUUCCAGUUACUGUAAUGAGUGGUUGACAAAGUUGAGGUAAUUUUAAUCCAGCACAGAAUAAAACUUCAUUUGAAAAACUGU